This is a messenger RNA of Dothidotthia symphoricarpi CBS 119687, 1409 nucleotides long. RefSeq lists its product as uncharacterized. The coding region runs from base 349 to 1242 and encodes 297 amino acids. The transcript has a single exon. NCBI's taxonomy places the organism in Eukaryota, Fungi, Ascomycota, Dothideomycetes, Pleosporales, Dothidotthiaceae. The record is from RefSeq and is a predicted model, not a curated record.
CCCUGAUGUCCUCGGAAAAGCGCAGUGGGUUUUUGGUCCUCCGUUUCGCGUGAGCACGUGAUAUUCUCCGGCCAACGCCAUAUCCUUGUAUCGACUCGCCGCUUUGUUCUUCAUCAUUUCCCUCAGCAGUAGAUGCGUCGUCCAAUGUCAACAUGGCAGCUGCCAACGUGAAGCGUAACAUUGGCCUUUGCUCGAUCAAGCCAAGCACGCCGCGAUGCGGGACACCUCAGCAUGGAGUCUUUGCUUUUCCACGCCCCUCGCAUUUCACCUGAAGCUUGCCAUCAAGCUUCGCAAUUGAUCACUUUCCAACAGAUACACUCCUAGACACGAAAAGCCCGAAUCGCAGACAUGGUGCUCCACGGUUUGCUCCCGAAACCCAUCCCCGCGGACCUGAUCACCGUCGGUCAGCUCCUCACGCACCCUCUGCACCCCGAGAGAGACUGCUUCCUCUCUGACAUAGCGCAAGAGGAAGUCGAAGACCUCAAUGACUACCACAUCCAACUCCGCUACCGCGACAUCUUCUCCAUCGACACCGAGGGCCGCUUCAUGACAAACUACGGCCAUAAGUUCGACCUGGGGAGGAUAUACAGGCAGCCGAAUCUGCUCACCGUCAAGGCAGAGCAGAUGAUCCAGCGCACCAGCCAGAGCCCAUCGCAGGCCUUCCAGGCAGUAUGCAACGACCCCGAGGCCAGACAGUGGAUAUACGACACGGCAAAGGAGGGCAAGGAGCUGUACAUUGUGCUCGGCGUCACAGAGCUCAAGGACGCCGUCUUCAAGCGCGCCAAACUCCACGACGCCGGCGCCUCGAAGCGUCUCAACGAAUCGCCCAUUGAGCAAGGCGCCAACAUCCCCACGCCGCUACGCUCCACCCUCGGAGGCCUGGGCAGCGAGCCAAACAUCUCCGGCAUCUUCGGCAUGGACGUGCGCCGCGUCAUGGCGCGAGUCACCACUCCCGCAGAGCCCCACAGUCUAACCGACAUAGACUAUCGAUGGGUCUACUACGAUGUCCCCGACAGCGCCCACAAGGAGCAGCUGAUGGUCGGUCUGGGCAAGCAGUUGAAGGCGGACGAGCUGCGUCUGAUGCUCGACUUGAGUGAGGAGGUGGUCCAGGGCAAUCUCAACGUUAUCAGCCAGCUUAGUCUCGAUGCGUUGAGUGCUGCUGCUAGCCCCAUGCUGCGUCCUAGCUCCCCGGCUUUGCGCGGACGCUCGCCUUCGCCGCACCCUGCUAUGCUGCGAUCGUAGGGCCGUUGUGGUGAUAGGGUGUCGUUUUGACGAUUGUGUAUAACGAGAAAACUUGACGAAAAAGCACGAAUGGAAUGAGGUUCAGCUGGGAGUACAAACUUUUAUCUUCUACACAGCAUGAUGAAUCUGAUAGCGUAUGUACGACAACAUACCAUUUUGAUGACCAC